AUGGCGCAAGACAAGAAAGACAUGGAAGCUCUCACUGGAGCGCUUCAGCGCGUGACAGUUGAUGGGGGGGAGGUCGAGCUGGCUGGAAUAGAGGAGUCCUUGUCCGCCUCGGAGAGGGCAGUUGUGGUGAAGCUGAAGGAGCUGCAGGAAGAGCACGCUGCUCUUUCGGCAGUCUUCGAGGCAGCAGUGCUGCGCCUUAAGCUUGAAUAUGAGGCGAAGUAUCAGCCCCUCUACCAGAAACGGCUCGAAGCGCUGUCUCCCCAGGGUGCGGAGGGUCAGUCCGCAGAGACUGAGGCCACUGGAACGCCGGGGCUGCCCUCUUUCUGGCUGCGAGCUCUUAAGGCGAAUCGCUUGUUGGCAGAUAUAAUUGAGGAGCACGACGAGGGUCCUCUCGCGUAUUUGCGGAAUAUUCAGUGCGAGUGGCUUUCUCCUACUGAGGGCGCAGCAGGUGCCUCUCAGCAGCAAUCCGCGAAGCCGGAGGCAGGCGCUCCUCACCCCGAGAGCUUCCGCUUGGUAUUUACUUUUGUUGAGAAUCCCUACUUCAAGCCGCUCACGCUAGUAAAGGAUUACCGGCUGUCUGUAGCUCCAGGAGGCCGUGGUGCGGAGCUGACAAGCACUCACAGCACGCCGAUUGAGUGGCUGGAGGGCAAGGAUGUCACGAAGAAAACCGUGAUUCGGAAGCAGAGGAACCGAAAGACAAAGCAAACACGAACGGUAGCCGAGACUGUGGACGCGAACUCCUUCUUCAACCUCUUCGUCGACCACGAAAUUCCUUCCGAUGAGAAGCUCGAGCAGAUGGAAGAAAAGGAGGUCGAGGAGUUGCAGAUGGUCGUUGAGGCCGACUACGACAUUGGUAUCACCAUCAGAGACAAGAUAAUCCCUCGGGCUGUGGACUGGUUCUUGGGUCAAGUGGACGAUGAUUCGGACUUUGAAGACUAUGAUCUCAACGAUGAAGAAUUCGACAGCGACGAGAGCGAAGAAGACGAGGAAUCUUCUGAUGAAGAGCCGCCGCGUUCUCUCAAAGGUGCGGCCAAGGGCAUCACAGGCGCUGACGGUAAAGGUCCCGACCAGAAGCCAGACUGCAAGCAGCAGUAA
Cyclospora cayetanensis is the source of this 1095-nucleotide messenger RNA. Its product is annotated as nucleosome assembly protein 1;2. The record is from RefSeq and is a predicted model, not a curated record. Lineage: Eukaryota; Apicomplexa; Conoidasida; Eucoccidiorida; Eimeriidae. Gene Ontology annotation, molecular function: chromatin binding; histone binding. Gene Ontology annotation, biological process: nucleosome assembly. The coding region runs from base 1 to 1095 and encodes 364 amino acids. The transcript is spliced from 9 exons. Gene Ontology annotation, cellular component: nucleus; chromatin.